GUGAAACGUGGCGGAGACUUUUGCACGAUCGUAGAAAGAAUCAUAAUGAUUUCCACCAGUCUGGCGCCAUCUACUAGUGGGCUCAGCUCCGUUGCGAAUUUGGCCAGCACUCAGAGUUUGAGACCGGUCGCUCAAAGGGCCUGCUUGCGGCAGUCCACACUACAGAUCGAGAAUAAGGUUGCCAUACGGUUUCAGAGGUUUGGAAGGAAGAAGAAACCCUUCUACAGACUGGUGGCAAUUGACUCGAGGUCCAGAAGAGAUGGCAGGCCUCUUGAGAGACUGGGCCACUACGACCCUCUGAAGAAGGAGACAAAUUUGGAUGCUCCUGCCAUCAAGAAGUGGCUGGAGGUUGGUGCAGUGCCUUCAGACACCGUGAGCAACCUGUUGAAGAAGGCAAUGGUGAUCGAGUAAGAUCACAUGCCGUGAUUGCCAUGAGCGCUAGUCUCUGGACCUUGUGAGAAAGCGUUCUGCUUACCAACUUCUUCGGUUCGGGAUUGAACGUCAUGCCAGCGCAGUACAACUAUGCCAGGACACAACUGGUCCUGUAAAGUGACAGAACUUCAAUAUUUUGUGCUGCAUGAAGCGCCUUGAUGUUCUCAUUAUUUGACAGCCGGUGUGGCAUUGUCAACUUUAAAAAUAGAGUGCACAAUACAAUUCGAUGGUACUUCCACUUGGCAUAUUUCUGACGGAGUUGAUGAACCUCCCAGUGUGCAACAUGGGGCCACUCUGAAUGUGGCCAGAGCUUUGUGGUAGUGAUGUGGCUGUUCAGCAGCUGCUGCUGAAAGCAACGUUGGAUACUUACUCUCAGGAUGGCGGUCUCUUGUAGAGCUGCAACAGGGUGUCUGCAGAGCCGCCGCAAUGCUCGGAGCACUGUAUGUAGACUGAUCAGUCAUGACAAGGAUCUGGCUUCUCCUAUUGUAACGAAGUGGACAAGGACC
This is a messenger RNA of Coccomyxa subellipsoidea C-169, 938 nucleotides long. Its product is annotated as ribosomal protein S16. Gene Ontology annotation, molecular function: structural constituent of ribosome. The record is from RefSeq and is a predicted model, not a curated record. Gene Ontology annotation, cellular component: ribosome; small ribosomal subunit. Bases 46 to 411 code for a protein of 121 amino acids. Lineage: Eukaryota; Viridiplantae; Chlorophyta; Trebouxiophyceae; Coccomyxaceae. The transcript has 4 exons. Gene Ontology annotation, biological process: mitochondrial translation.